Molecule: messenger RNA, 1245 nt
Organism: Branchiostoma floridae (Florida lancelet)
Lineage: Eukaryota; Metazoa; Chordata; Leptocardii; Amphioxiformes; Branchiostomatidae
Product: carbohydrate sulfotransferase 10-like
Exons: 6
Coding region: 214-1212 (332 amino acids)
Biological process (GO): carbohydrate biosynthetic process
Cellular component (GO): membrane
Molecular function (GO): sulfotransferase activity
Source: RefSeq, a predicted model, not a curated record
CAACGUAAUGUAUGGAUUGGAUAUUAGCCCCAACAAUGGGGCAUGCAUAUUGAUCAGUUUGCCUUAAUGUAACAUCUGAAUUGUUGGUAUCCUACAUGUACAGAUUAGUGUUACAGUUCACUGAGCAGCAGACUGUGUUUUUGAUUGUGCUUGUGCUAUUCACGUUAUAGAGGGACCUUUAAUAUUCUCUAUUGUUUUAACCAGUCAUAGACAAUGAGGGUUUCUGUCAUCUUUCACUGGCUCUUUGUGGCAGUUGCAUUUGGGGUGCUUGUGUUCACGUAUCUCAGCUUCAGACAAACUGAAGGACAAAUUGCAGUGACAGCGAUGAAAUCAAACUACACACAGCUAUCUCGGUAUGUUCCAGACAACAGAAGUCUUGCAGAGAGAAGACAGUCUGAAAGAAUGACACUUAUAAAGGAAUACUGCAGGGAAAAUGAUCAGAGAAACAUUACCUUCCCACCAUUAAGACGUUUCGUUGUUAAUGAAAGACACAAGCUCCUGUACUGCCAAGUCUUCAAGACUGGAAGCACCACAACCUUGACAAUCUUGCACAACCUGGAGUACAACAAGCAUAGAUCAACUGUCGGAAUGAGAAAGACCUUUGACAGGCAACCAAUUAAACGUCUGAAGAACUACACAAAGGAGGAAGUUCGCUUGCGCUUUGAAAAAUACACCAAACUCCUUAUUGUGCGGGAUCCAUUAGAAAGACUGGUGUCAGCAUGGAAAGAUAAGUUUGUCGUGGCACCAGCGCGGUUUGGGUUCUGGAAAAGUUAUCAGUCUAUGUUGGAAACCAUACCCUUAAAUACAUCAAGGCCACAGGAAUCAAUGAAAAAUAGUGAAAAUGUGACAAUCCACCAGGUUCCUUUUCUGGCUUUCAUCAAAGCAGUAGGAACCAACAGGACUGAGUGGCAGGACUUACACUGGGAGCUGAUCUCAAACUUAUGUACUCCUUGUCAAAUUGACUACGAUUUCAUCGCUCAUACGGAAACCUUAGCGGAGGACUUCCCACUCUUCUUCAAAAAAGCCGGCAUCGUUGGCAUGGAUAGGCUUCUGCCAAAAACGCGUACAAGAGAAGGCAACAGACUGUUCUGGGACUUCUACAAAGAUGUGCCCAUGGAAGACUUGCACAAAAUCAAGCUGAAGUUUAAGGCAGACUAUGACAUGUUUGGCUACUCUUUUGAUGAUGAUAUCACGGAAAUGUUAAAUCAUUGAUCCAUGAAUCCAUUUAUUUAGCACUUCAUGAUU